Messenger RNA from Centruroides sculpturatus (bark scorpion), 525 nucleotides. RefSeq lists its product as uncharacterized. Bases 22 to 471 code for a protein of 149 amino acids. NCBI's taxonomy places the organism in Eukaryota, Metazoa, Arthropoda, Arachnida, Scorpiones, Buthidae. The record is from RefSeq and is a predicted model, not a curated record. The transcript is spliced from 5 exons.
AAUUGGAAAUAUUAAAGAUUAAUGAUUCUUAUUACAUGUAAAGAUCGUCGAAAGAUGAAUCGUUUAUUAUUCUCUCUUCUUGUUCUAUCCUUUUCGUUUGUUUCGGAAGGCGGAACGAUUUCUUUACAGGUAAAAAGUUUCCAUUAUGGAACUUUAGCAUUAUGCGAUGCAAAUCUAUCAGAUUAUGCGAAUGAAUAUAUCUGGAAAUGUGUCAUGACUUACUUCGAACCUUUACAACCUUUCUUCGAAUGCAUUGAUACUGUGGGAGCAGCAACAUUGAAAGACUACUUAACAAGGUUUUGUAAUGCGAAUGGACAUUUACCAAGUGGGUUUUAUUUCUGCAUGAUGAACAAAUCUACAACACAACAUAUGUGGAAUAGUAAUGCCGAGGUAGGCCUUUUUAAAUAUUGCUUGAAAAAAUACCAACUUGAAGAAGAGGAGGAGGAAGAAGAAGACUGGUCAAUUGAUUGAGGAAUGACAUUUCAAAUUGGCUUUAUACAAAGUUUUGUAAUCAAUUGGAAAAUA